GACCCUCUCGUCCUGUGCGGACCCUCUCGGCUGGGUGCUCCUCUCGGCCUGGGCAGUGGGUUUGUGCUCCUUGCUGUGGGGCAGGCACGUGUGGCCGCUCUAGUGCCACCAGCCAUUCUGCAGCCUGUUUGUGCCUGGACCACAUGUGUCUGGACACACUGGGAACAGGCUGAGUGUCAGGACAUGUGGCCCAGAGAAAGUCACCCCCUCUGCACCCCAUUUUUCCACCUCUAGUGUGGGCUGGGCCAGCCUGCAGGGCAGGGGGUUGCACACACUUGGUGUAUUAGCCCGGCUGCAGCUCCUGAGAGCUGGGCCCUCCUGCGUGCUGUGGUCUUAGCCUCACAGCAGCCCCUUGCAUGGUUCCAUCUUCGGGAAACUGAGGCUUGGGGCAGGCCACAUAGUGGGAAGGCAUGAGCCUCUGCCUAGGGUGGCACACAGUUAUGGUCCUGACUGCUGUGUGUGCUCCCCAUUGGGGUCUAGGGCCAUAACCUCCGAACAGCCCUGCCUGGCAGAGCAGCCCCCCCUGUGUGGACGGGGCUGCUGGGGUGCAGUGGGUGUGCGGUCGGUUGCCUGUGAGAACCCUGGCAGAGCCAGCCCCCGUGGGGCUGCGUGCAGGCUGCCUGGCUCCUCCACGCCUGGGCCUGUCUCAGGCUUACCUCCCUCUCCUGCCUGGUGUCUGGGGCCCUGUUGCCGGGCAGCAGGUCCCUGGGAAGGCUCCCUGCAGAGGCCGUGGGGAGGGACCCUCAGAGCCGUUUCCCUGGCUCCUCCAGCCUUGGGGACCCAAGUCUAGGUGGAGGGUAGGGCAGUUCUGCUGCCAUGUCCCUGUGGAAUGGGCCACAGCAGCCAGAGCCCUGGAGCCAGCUCUGUGGGGUCCACCCCAGCCUGGUGGCCCGCGGCUCCCCUGGCGCCGGCUUCCCCUCCCGGGCCGGGGCAGGGAGUGAGGCCAGCCCAGUGUGCAGCAGGCCCGCCUCGCUGUGCUUGGGCCUCUGUCUCUUCUCCUCAGUGCGGAGGACCCCUUCCUCACUGCCUUUCUUUGAGGGCCCCAUUUUGACAGAGCUGUGUAGCGGCGUUUGGGGGUUGGGGACACAGACAAGCAUGCGUCAGCCAUCUUGUGUGCCACCGUGGAGGACAAGACCCCUUGGGCCUGCUGACCUCAAACCUCUCAGGCUGCCACGGACACGCAGGCGGAGGGAUUGCGACCCCAGAGCCAAAGUUCAGGGUGAUGGGGUGGAGGACUGGCCGUUUGACGAUGGGGCGCCCCCUCCUGGCAAGGUCGUGGAGGACUGGCUGAGCCUGCUGAAGUCCAAGUUCUGCGAGGACCCUGGCAGCUGCGUGGCCGUGCACUGCGUGGCGGGCCUGGGACGGGCUCCGGUACUCGUGGCGCUGGCCCUCAUCGAGAGCGGGAUGAAGUACGAAGACGCCAUCCAGUUCAUCCGACAGAAGCGUCGUGGAGCCAUCAACAGCAAACAGCUUACCUACCUGGAGAAAUACCGGCCUAAACAGAGACUGCGGUUCAAAGACCCACACACGCACAAGACCAAAUGCUGCGUCAUGUAGUUCAGGACCUUGACCAGGCCUGGGGCCUGUGGUGGCCCCGCCCUGCCCCGGCCCGCCCCUAGGGGCUCUGUGCCUUGGCCGGCCCCCAUCUGGCCUUCCCUUCUUGUAGCCUGGCACUUGUGGCGUCCAACUGGCCCACCGGCUGUGUGUAUGUGCCCCCUUGCUGGUCUGCCUCUGCCCCCUGGUCCUGCGUGUCUGAGCCCAGUCGGGCCCCCUCUUCCCUGGCCUCCCGCCAGCAUCCUCGAUGCCACCUGGGCAGGUCUCCUCUCUGGCCUGUUUAUUACAGGGUGGGGGUGUGUUUUUUAACCACUGGGCCCAGCCCCUCCUCUGCGGCCCCUCACCGGACCUGUUCUCGGCACCUUGUUAUCAGAUCCUGGGCAGCUGGGUAUUCCGGACCCUCUAAGGCAAUAAAAAAGGAGCCAUG
This is a messenger RNA of Lemur catta (Ring-tailed lemur), 1981 nucleotides long. RefSeq names its product protein tyrosine phosphatase 4A3 (gene PTP4A3). Bases 817 to 1557 code for a protein of 246 amino acids. Gene Ontology annotation, biological process: endothelial cell migration; protein dephosphorylation. Lineage: Eukaryota; Metazoa; Chordata; Mammalia; Primates; Lemuridae. Gene Ontology annotation, molecular function: protein tyrosine phosphatase activity. The transcript is spliced from 5 exons. The record is from RefSeq and is a predicted model, not a curated record. Gene Ontology annotation, cellular component: nucleus.